AUGGCACAGAUGGCGCAUAUGGCACAGAGAUCAGCCAGGAAUACUCUCUUCACAGGCGUUAGGCAAUUCACCAGCACGCCUUCAAUACAUCUCCCACCAAAGAAGGGCCAGAAGGCACAGCCCCCAAGAAAGGCGUCUAACAGCUUUACUAAGAAGAAUAAAGGCGGCGGUAAAAUGAAGACUGAGACACACACCAAUACAGCCCGCUACGAGAAGCUUCAGGGUCCUCAGCCAGACCUCUCAUUCAUGUCAGAUUUCCUCCCAGAACGCCUCACUCAAUCUUCACUCGGUUCUCCCUUGAAAUUUACAAAGAACGAUCUAAGCUUUAUCAAGCACACGGGUAUCCCACCUACCCUGGCUAGAGAGUUCGACGCUCAAACACAACCACACGCCGUUAUUCGCGCUUCUACACUGAAAUCUAUCGACUAUCUGGACAAGGCUGCCAAUAGCCCCAGCAAAGACACCAGACUCGUUCUUCACGGUGACGCUGGCAGCGGCAGAUCCAUCUCUCUCCUCCAGUCUGUCGUCUACGCCCAGCAAUCGGGUUAUCUGGUCAUUUACAUACCAAACUCUCAACACUUGGUCGACAGCAGCUAUGACUAUCUGCCUCCUUCUCAAAGCAACUCUAUCUGGUCACAGCCAGCACUCUCAGCUUCUUUGCUCAGAUCAUUCGCUGAAUCAAAUAAGGACAAGCUCGUAAAUGUUAAAAUCUCACAGGAUUACGCUCAAGUGAAAAAGGAUGACAGUCUAUACAAUCUCUGCAUGCAUCCAUCAAAAUCUGAACAAAGCGCUGUUGAAGUUUUUGAAGGUGUCUUCGCAGAACUCAACAAGCAGUCCACCUACCCAACACUCCUUGCCAUUGACUCACUCCAAGCACUCUAUCAACCCACCUUAUACAGAGACCAGCAUUUCAACAAGCUUCAACCCUACCAACUAUCCGUAACCGCAAAACUUCUCGAAUUGAUUAGUGGUAGACAGCAGUUCAGCAAGGGUGCUAUAGUCGCAGCAACCUCCAGCACUCCUACAAGCAUGCAGAUACCACCUUUACUCCUCGCUCAACUUGGAUUGCAGCCUCAGAAGCCAGUUAAUCCAUUUCACAAAUGGAACGUAAACCAUCUCAAUAACUCCCAAGGUCUCAAAUUGGUAGAAAUGAACAAGCUCUCCUUCGCCGAAGCCGUCGGUGUGUUCGAAUCUCUCGGCAAGACUCUCGGCUUGUCAUAUCCAAUGUCGGAUGAAUUGCUCCUUUCCAAGUUUACCGAGGCAGGUGGCUCACCAAAGGCUUUCACAACGAGUUUGAGGAAUAUGCUAUAA
This is a messenger RNA of Wallemia ichthyophaga EXF-994, 1311 nucleotides long. RefSeq lists its product as uncharacterized. Gene Ontology annotation, cellular component: mitochondrial small ribosomal subunit. The record is from RefSeq and is a predicted model, not a curated record. Gene Ontology annotation, molecular function: structural constituent of ribosome. NCBI's taxonomy places the organism in Eukaryota, Fungi, Basidiomycota, Wallemiomycetes, Wallemiales, Wallemiaceae. The coding region runs from base 1 to 1311 and encodes 436 amino acids. The transcript is spliced from 3 exons.